Molecule: messenger RNA, 1157 nt
Organism: Aspergillus ibericus CBS 121593
Lineage: Eukaryota; Fungi; Ascomycota; Eurotiomycetes; Eurotiales; Aspergillaceae
Product: putative 26S proteasome-associated ubiquitin C-terminal hydrolase
Exons: 3
Coding region: 183-1157 (324 amino acids)
Biological process (GO): protein deubiquitination; ubiquitin-dependent protein catabolic process
Cellular component (GO): cytoplasm
Molecular function (GO): cysteine-type deubiquitinase activity
Source: RefSeq, a predicted model, not a curated record
GAGUUGCGCGGGUGUUGUUUGCACCUUGACCAAACACAGCUCCACCAGGCUCCACCAUCACAUCACAUCACAUCCUGCCCACGGGACACAAGCUUACAUCCACCAUUCCCAUCCCUGUACUCCCCUGGUGCCUUGUACAAUACACCUACACCCCCUGUACACCACCUCAUCUCACAGACACCAUGGCCGACGGCGGAGGCUGGAGCACAAUCGAGUCCGACGCGGGCGUCUUCACCUCUCUAAUCGAGAACCUCGGCGUCAAAGAUGUCCAAUUCGAAGAACUCCUCUCUCUAGACGCCGACUCCAUCCGCUCCCUAAGUCCCGUCUACGGCGUCAUCUUCCUCUUCAAAUGGCUCCGCGAAUCCACCCAACCCACCACCACCACCACCACCACCUCCUCCUCCUCCUCCUCCACCCCUCUCUCCGGAGCCUACGACACGACUCCCCCACCCACCCUCUUCUUCGCCAACCAAACGAUCCAAAACGCCUGCGGCACGCAAGCCAUCCUCUCCGUAAUCCUCAACAACGACACCCCCACCCCCACAAACCCCGCCCCCAUCCCCCUCGGCCCAGCCCUCACCUCCUUCAAAGACUUCACCUCGGGUUUCCCACCGGACCUCCUCGGCGAAGCGCUCUCGAACUCCGAACCCAUCCGCACCGCCCACAACGCCUUCGCGCGAUCCUCACCCUUCGUGGACGAAACGAUCCGCCAGAACCAAGACGAAGAGGGCGGGGACGUAUACCACUUCAUCGCGUACACGCCGAUUAACGGGAAAUUGUACGAGUUGGAUGGGUUACAGCCGCAUCCGAUUUCGCAUGGGGAGUGUGCGAGGGAGGAGUUCCCGGAGAAGGUCAUUGAGGUGUUGAGGGAGAGGAUUGGACGGUAUCCGGAGGGGGAGACGAUGUUUAAUUUGAUGGCGGUGGUGAGGGAUCUGAGGGUCGGGGCGAGGGAGAUUGGGGAUGUGGAGGGGUUGGAGAGGGAGGAGAGGAAGAGGAGGGCGUGGGCGUGGGAGAAUACGCUGAGACGGUCGAAUUUUGUGGGGUUUAUUGGGGAGGUGUUGAAGGGGGUGGUGGGGGUCAAGGAUCGGGGGGGACAGUUUGAGGAGUGGGUGGAGAGGGCGAAGGGGGAGACGCAGAAGAAUUUGAGGAGGCGGUAG